Molecule: messenger RNA, 759 nt
Organism: Rhipicephalus sanguineus (brown dog tick)
Lineage: Eukaryota; Metazoa; Arthropoda; Arachnida; Ixodida; Ixodidae
Product: ubiquitin-conjugating enzyme E2 Z-like
Exons: 1
Coding region: 1-759 (252 amino acids)
Source: RefSeq, a predicted model, not a curated record
AUGUGGGACCCAUUGAACUACCUUGACGAGGAGCCGACCGCUGCCUCCCUUCACAGGGUUUCCCGAGACAUGAUGGACUACGUCCUCAAUCCAGUUCCCCGAUCCAUUCUGUACGUUGAAGAAACGGACUUUACGCGACAGCAUGUACUGCUGGCAGGGGAGCAAGGCACGGCUUGGGCGGGUGGAUUUUUCGAGUUCUUCAUCAAGUUCCCACGUGAUUAUCCGACAAGGCCCCCCCGCGUCCGCUUUCUGACCACUGAUCACGGCCGAGUACAGUUCCACGAGAAGCUGCCACCUUAUGGUAUGGUGCGCCUGGACGUACUUGCCACGACGGGGACCUCCGCGUGGCGGAGCUACAUGACGUUAAGCACGACAAUCCACGCGAUUAAAUCGCUACUACGUGAGUGCCGGUCGAGGCCACGCUACAUACGCACCCAGACCAUGAGAGUUGCGGUACUUGAGCAGUUGAAGAGAGCGCUCAAGGCGGACAACACCCAGCCACCAACCUUCCGGAAGUACAUCAUUCACAGCUUCCUAGAUUCAUACGACGAAUACGAAAGAAGCGUGACCUCGACAAUCAAGGGUGUGCCGUUUGCGACUGGCGACGGCUGGAACUACAAGAAGGAGGAGCUGUUAGCCCACCUCAGGGCCUGCAAGGAGAAAGCAGAACUGUUUGUUCAAGCUGAAGCAGCAAACGAAGAAGUCCCAGUAAGGCACACGGUGCUAGCUCCGGCGCCCGCUGACCACUCGGUGCGUUGA